CACAAAACCCAGGUGCACUCACUGCAGUAAAAAUGAGCCUCAGCACCAAGGCUGCUGGAAAAGCCAAGAUGUGACAAGGAGGAAGGCCUUCGGGUUUAUGACCCGCGUUGCCCUGCAAGCAGAGAAGAUGAAUCACCACCCAGAGUGGUCCAAUGUCUACAGCAAGGUGCAGAUCACUCUGACAUCCCACGACUGCGGCGGCCUGACCAGGAGGGACGUGCGGCUGGCUCGCUUCAUCGACACAGCUGCUGCCUCGCCGUAGCCAGGCUGGGCAGCACUGCCACCCCUGGCCCUGUACCCUGCCUUCACAAAGCCUCAUUGCUUGUACCCCUGGCUUCACACCCCCUGAGACAUGGUACUUUGUAAGAGGGUGGCUUGGCUUUGCUGGCCUCUCAAACCGUCAUCUUGAGACCCCUCCUGCCCCUGCUUGUCCCUUCCGGCCCCUGCAGGAGGAUGUGGCAGGUAAAGCAGCCACAAACCAGUCCUGAACGAUCCUUUUCCAGUAACUAAAGCAAGCUGGAAUGACAGUGGAAGCCCACCCACACCUGCUGGUGCUCCCCAAGCCCACAGGCCUGGUGGCAGCUGACCCAGGAGGUUUGUUUGUCUCUGCACUUCAGUGUUAGAGCAGCCAGGCUGGGUCAGUGCCCUCUGAGCUGGCUCCUGCAGUGCUGGAAACUUCAGCUCUGCUCCAGCUAAUGCACAAUCACCAUGGAACCAUGGAAUGCAUUGGGUUGGAAGGGACCUUUCAAGCUCAUCUGUCCACCCCCCCUGCAGCAAGCAGGGACAACCCCAAUCAGAUAAGUUGCUCAAACCCCCUCAGGCCUGACCUGGAAUGUCUCCAGGGAUGGGGUCUCCAUCAUCUCCCUGGGAAGCCUGUUCCAGUGUUCCACCACUCUCAUGGUUGAGAACUUCCUGCUGUCCCAUCUGGAUCUGCCCUGCUUUAGUUCACAGCUGUCGUGCUGCAGCCCUUGUAAGCAGCCUCCCCCAGUGCCUUCUCCUUCAGGUACCAGAAGGCUGCUGUGAGGUCUCCCCAGAGCCUCCUCAACCCCAGCUGAAUCCCAGUUUGCUCCCAGCACUCACAUCAUCAAAGCAAGCUGUGCCGAUGCGCUGGGCAGGGCCAGGUCAGUGCUCAGCACCAUGCAGGAUCGAGCCAUGACUUGUGUUUCACCACCCUGGUACCUGCUGAUCGGGGUGAGGGUGGCUUGGCUGGGAGCCCAGAGCUGCUGCUGGUGGAGGCAGCAGCACUAGCAGGGUUCUUGCUAGGCUGGGCUCAGCUGCAGCUAUGCUCACCCUUCCUUCUGGUUUGCUAGCUGCAGUUACUCGUUGCAAGCAUUGUUCCAAGGGCUGCAGAUCCCACUCAGGACGUUUAGAGGCUGCCCUGCUUUCAUAGUCUCUGGUUUUUGUGCUCCUCCCCGACACAGAUUUCCACUGCCAGCAGGGAGCUUUC
This is a messenger RNA of Dryobates pubescens (Downy woodpecker), 1447 nucleotides long. Its product is annotated as pterin-4-alpha-carbinolamine dehydratase 2. The coding region runs from base 98 to 262 and encodes 54 amino acids. The transcript is spliced from 3 exons. Gene Ontology annotation, molecular function: 4-alpha-hydroxytetrahydrobiopterin dehydratase activity. Lineage: Eukaryota; Metazoa; Chordata; Aves; Piciformes; Picidae. The record is from RefSeq and is a predicted model, not a curated record. Gene Ontology annotation, biological process: tetrahydrobiopterin biosynthetic process.